AUGGCAAGGGAAAGAUUGGAUUCUGGUAUAAAUGUCCCUGAUCUUAAACUUAGGUUAAUUUGGGAUAGGAAAACUGAUGGUCGAAUCGACAAUCUCCCAACUGUGUCCGAAGUUGCCGCAUUAAUCGUAGGAGAUGUUGACGAAGCUGAAGAAAGAGAUAUUAUUAUUCAAGCACAAGGUGGUCACUUACAAAGAAUUGAUGAAUUUCAUGCUAGCUAUCUUGCUUACCAAUAUCCUUUGAUUUUCCCAUAUGGAGAAGAUGGAUACAGACCCAAUAUAUCACAUAGAGAAACUUCACAACCUGAGAACGCAACAAAAGUUAAGAAACAUAAUAGGUUAACAAUUAGAGAGUGGUUUGCAUAUAGAAUCCAAAUGAGGGCAUUUGAGAGCAAAACAUUAUUAUCAUCAAGAAGGUUGCUUCAAGAAUUUUUGGUGGAUGGAUUCACAAUGAUGGAGGCAGAGAAUUUGAGGUGGCUUAAAAAGAAUCAAACAAAGCUUAGGGUUUCAAAAUAUAGCAGUCUUAGUAAUGAAAGUCAACAAAAUAAUGUUGAGGGAUCGACAAAAGGAAAAAGAUAUGUUUUGCCAUCUACUUAUGUUGGAGGCCGCCGUUUUAUGGAUCAACUUUACUUUGAUGGAAUGGCUAUAUGCAGCAAAGUCGGAUUUCCUGAUCUAUUUAUUACCUUUACAUGUAAUCCGAAAUGGCCAGAAAUUUUAAGAUUGUUGACUCCUUUGCAUCAGAGGGCACAUGAUCGGCCAGACAUUGUAUCAAGGAUCUUUAAAAUGAAAUUUGAUCAACUAAUGUUUGAUUUAACAAAGAAAGGAAUAUUGGGGAAAGUUUUGGCAUAUAUGUAUACAAUUGAGUUUCAAAAAAGAGGGCUGCCUCAUGCACAUAUUUUGCUCUUCUUGCAUCCAUCAAAUAAAUAUCCUGCUCCAGAUGAUAUUGACAAAAUUAUUUCUGCGGAGAUACCCGAUCCUAUGAAAGAACCAGAAUUGUAUGAUUUGGUUAAGGCACACAUGAUUCAUGGUCCAUGUGGUUUGGCAAAUCAAAGUUCACCAUGCAUGAGAGAGGGAAGAUGUUCUAAGUAUUAUCCCAAAAAGUUCCAGGCAUCGACAAUUGUUGAUCAAGAAGGGUUUCCGAUUUACAAAAGAAGAAAAAAUGGUCGCACCAUAGAAAAAGGAGACAUUGUUUUUGACAAUUCACAUGUUGUUCCGCAUAAUCCAACUUUGCUUCUUAAAUAUCAAGCUCACAUAAAUAUGGAAUGGUGCAAUCAAAGUUCCUCCAUUAAAUAUUUGUUUAAAUACAUUAAUAAGGGGUCAGAUAGAAUCAGUGCUAUGAUUGAGUCUAAUGAAGAUCAAGGUUCAUCUUCUCAGCAUAGAGAAUUAGAUGAAAUCAAACAACAUCUCAAUUGUAGAUAUGUUUCAGCAAGUGAAGCAUGCUGGAGAAUAUUUUCUUAUUCAAUACAUGGUAGAAAACCUGUUGUACAAAGAUUAUUCUUUCAUGAUGAGGGUGAAAAUUGUGUUUACUAUAAAGAUCAUGAGAAAAUUGGUGAUGUUCUCCUCAAGCCAAGUGUGACUGAAUCGAUGUUCACUUCUUGGAUGGAAGCUAAUAAGUUGUAUCCAGAAGGAAGAUUAUUAACCUACAGUGAGUUCGUUUCGAAGUUUGUUUAUGUGAAAGAAAGAAGAUCAUGGAAACCUCGAAAAAAGGGCUAUACCAUUGGGAGACUCACUUGGGUGCCUCAAAGUACUAGAGAAUUGUAUUAUUUGAGAAUGAUGCUAACUGUUGCUAGGGGUCCGACAUCUUACAAGGAUCUCAAAUUUGUUAAGGGAAUCCAAUAUCUUACUUUCCGAGAGGCAUGUUAUGCAAUGGGGUUUUUACAAGAUGAUAGAGAAUUUAUUCAAGGAAUAAAGGAAGCACAUCUAUGGGGUUCAGGUUAUUUUUUAAGGAAGCUUUUUGUAUGCAUGCUAUUGUCCGAAUCAAUGGAUAGGCCUAACCAUGUUUGGGAGAACUCAUGGAGGUUCCUUUAUGAUGGAAUUCUUUAUGAUCAAAGGAGACUCACAAGAAACCCAGAUUUAAUGUUAACGGAUGAUGAAUUGAAAAAUUUGACACUUAUUGAAAUUGAGAAACACUUGCAAUCAAAUGGAAGAAGCUUAAAAGAGUUCAAAUGCAUGCCGUAUCCUAAUGGUUAUAUUGCUGAUUUCUUCGGAAACAGAUUAAUAGAUGAUGAAAGGAAUUAUGACCCUGUUGUUCAAGAACAAAUUUUUCAACAAUUGUUUGCUUCUCUUACAGAUGAACAAAGGGACAUUUAUGAAGAGAUCAUGAAGGCAGUGACAAAACAACAAGGUGGGGUCUUUUUUCUCUAUGGUUAUGGAGGAACUGGGAAAACAUAUAUGUGGAAUACUUUGGCUGCAGCGUUGAGAUCAAAAAAGGAUAUCGUUCUCACUGUUGCAACAAGUGGUAUUGCUGCUUUAUUAUUGCCAGGUGGAAGAACUGCGCAUUCAAGAUUCAAAAUCCCCGUUCCUACACUUCGAUCAUCGAUUUGCAACAUAGAACAAGGAACUGACUUGGCUGAACUUUUAAAGCAAACAAAGUUGAUUAUAUGGGAUGAGGCACCAAUGGCACACAUAUUUUGUUUUGAGGCUUUGGAUAAAUCUUUGAGAGAUAUCAUGAGUGUCAGAGGAAAGCCUUCAAAACUAAUUUUCGGUGGAAAAGUUGUAGUGUUUGGAGGUGAUUUCAGACAAAUACUUCCGGUUGUACCAAACGGAAAUAGAUCAGAUAUCAUCCAUUCUACAAUAAAUGCCUCAUAUAUUUGGAAUCACUGCAAAGUUUUGAAAUUGACAAGGAAUAUGCGACUCUCGAAUGAUCGAUCACAAAAUUCAGAAGAGAUAAGAAAGUUUUCUGAAUGGAUUUUGAGAGUUGGUGAUGGAAAGAUUGGUGAAGGAAAUGAUGGUUAUAAUGAUAUUGAGAUCCCACGUGAGCUUUUAAUAACUGAUUUUACAAAUCCUAUUGAAGCAAUUGUUCAGAGCACAUAUCCGAAUUUAAUUGAGAAUUUUCAAGAUGGAAAUUUCUUGAGGAAUAGGGCUAUACUGGCUUCUACAAUUCAGGUUGUUGAUGAUAUUAAUAACCAUGUUUUGGAUCUUCUCCCAGGAGAAGAAAAGGAAUAUUUUAGUUCAAAUUCCAUAGAUCGCAGUGAAGCAAAUGAAAACGAUGGUUUUGAACAGGUGACAUCAGAAUUUCUUAACUGUCUUCAAACAUCUGGGUUACCAAAUCAUUCUAUCAAACUCAAAGUUGGAACACCAAUAAUGUUAUUAAGGAAUUUAGAUCAAGCAGAUGGCUUAUGCAAUGGAACUCGAUUAACAGUCACGAGGCUUGGUAAUCAUGUUAUUGAGGCCAACAUUAUAACUGGAAAAAAUAUUGGAAACAAGGUAUACAUUCCAAGAAUGUCAUUAUCACCUUCACAAUCACCGUGGCCGUUUAAACUUUUGCGGAGGCAAUUUCCGAUUGGUGUAUCGUUUGCAAUGACAAUUAAUAAAUCACAAGGAAAGUCAUCUAAAGCUCUCAAAGUCAUUGAAUCUGAAGAAGAAUCCCCUGAUCGAGAUUCUAAUGAAGAGACUAUUGAGAAAAUGGCUAUGCUUUCCAACAAGCUUCAAUAUCUGGCAAAGAAGAACAAGAAGGGUUGCUUCAACUUGAAUCUGGGGUUAGUGGCGACAGUGACUUCAGAAGAUGAACUUGACUCAGACUCUGAAGAUAAAAAUGAGGUUCAUGAGGAGCACAAUCUAGGUGAGGAGGAAGGUGCAAACUUGCACCAUGAUGAGGAAUUUCAUCACCAUGAUGCCGAAGGGAACUUUGUUAAUGAAAGAUGGGCAUGGAUGCAAACGGAGGUUCAGAGGAUAAGCACCGAACAACAAAGGCAAGGUGUUGAAAUAACCGGGCUAAGGAACGAUGUCCUUUGGCUUUGA
This is a messenger RNA of Medicago truncatula (barrel medic), 3957 nucleotides long. RefSeq lists its product as uncharacterized. Gene Ontology annotation, molecular function: DNA helicase activity. Lineage: Eukaryota; Viridiplantae; Streptophyta; Magnoliopsida; Fabales; Fabaceae. The record is from RefSeq and is a predicted model, not a curated record. Gene Ontology annotation, biological process: telomere maintenance; DNA repair. The coding region runs from base 1 to 3957 and encodes 1318 amino acids. The transcript is spliced from 8 exons.